This is a messenger RNA of Hydractinia symbiolongicarpus, 12798 nucleotides long. Its product is annotated as dynein axonemal heavy chain 1-like. The record is from RefSeq and is a predicted model, not a curated record. Gene Ontology annotation, molecular function: dynein light intermediate chain binding; dynein intermediate chain binding; minus-end-directed microtubule motor activity. Gene Ontology annotation, cellular component: dynein complex. Gene Ontology annotation, biological process: microtubule-based movement. The transcript has 73 exons. Bases 164 to 12655 code for a protein of 4163 amino acids. NCBI's taxonomy places the organism in Eukaryota, Metazoa, Cnidaria, Hydrozoa, Anthoathecata, Hydractiniidae.
GUUAACACUUGACUUUUAACUUUUCCAUUCUCUCUGUUAUGUAUGAUGAAACUAUUUAUCUACCUUUUAUGUUUUAAUGACCAAGUCAGAUCAAUGGCUUUUAAUAAUCUUAUAGAUGUAAAUUAUUUAUUAUCAAAAUACAUAUACCAUUGGAUGAGUAACAAUGAAUGGACCAACUCGUUCUUCAAGUCGAAGGGCAUUUAAGUUGACUUCAAGCCAUGAUUUAACAGAAAGUGGACUUGUACCUGUACCACCAAAUAUGUUGGAUCAAAGAGGAUAUUAUUCAGACAUUGUGGCCAAGGAAAAUACUUUGUUAGAAAAUGGAGAUGGUGCAGAAAAAGACACCAGUACUGCUUGGAAGACUGUGCAUGAGCAGCAUGCUCCUUAUGCAAAAACAUUCUCAAAUACAACAGCAAAUGAGGAAAAAACACGAUAUGGUCCAUCGACAGCUUCAACAAGAACUUCGGAAUUUCCAUCAAAAGCUUGGGAGCCUAAAGUUCAGGUGCCUUUUAAAACAGAACCUGGCCAAACUCCAAGAAAAAUAGAGAUUGAAAGGCAGAAAAGAUCAUUUAUAAAGCAAGAUCUUCAUACAUUGCUUUUGAAGCAUGGCAUAGAAAAUAACUUGCUUGUGCCUUCUUCAAAUGUGAACAUGAGAGUGGAAAUUGAUCCAUACAGUACAGAAUCUCCUUUUCCCUGUUUCUUGCCAUUGGAUAUUUUCGAUAACACUGAAUAUGAUUGUCGAACACCUAGCGAUUGGUUGAAAUUGGGUGUGGAGGGCAAAAAAAGAAAGCCUGUUCCUGGGAAGGCACUUUUACCAAGCGGAAUCGUUCAAAAUGGCAUCAAAGAAUAUGACUGGAUAACAGUUGGUGUGGUUGAUUAUGAUCCACAAAAACUAUUGUACACUGUUAAACUUAUCGACUCUUACAACCAGAAAUUAAAUAACCAAGCUGGACAUUAUUUUGUUCCAAGAAUUCGACUCAUGUUUUUAGCUGAAAACCCUAAUGUAUUUGUAGCUCGGGUUAAGGAGGCUUAUGAAGCACGAAAGAAAACUGAAGCACUAUUAAGAUAUCACCUAUAUAUCGACUGCAUGCCAACCGACAAUGUUGAAAACAUUGAUAUUGACUCUCUUAGAAAAAUCAUAAAAUGGGCCAGGGAGCCCAAACAUUUAAACAGUGACAAGAGAUUGUCCUCAUCUAUAUACAAACUAAGCAAAGAGAUCCAAUUGGAUUUUCAAAGAUCAAUGAAUAAAAUUAUGUUUGAUAAAAUUGUCCAAUGCAAGCCAGAGAAAUUUCCUUUUGUGGAAAUAGAAGAAAGGGAAAAAGAAGUUAUUCCUGAAACAGGAUUCUACAAUGAUGUACCAUCUUAUGAUUUUGAAAAAAUGUAUCAUAGCUUUUCCUUUAAAUCACUGCUGACAAUGCCAGAAGUUUUAUCUGCGAUUUCAAAAGUUAAAGCAGAGUGCAAUAAAGUUGCUGCAAUGUCAUUAUUUCAAGUACCUAUUACCAAAAGUAUGCGGCUUGAAGAAUUUGAACAAGCACAAGGGCAAGCUACAGCUCAGGUUCAGUUGUUUCUUAAAGACAGUUGGUUAACAACCCUGCGAAGUGCCAUCAGAACAAGUUUGCGUGAUAUUGGAAAAGGAUGGUUUAAUUUAGAAGAAAAUAACUGGGAGGUUUACAAAAUGUCUAAACUGUCUAAGUUGAAUGAACUGAUUAAAUUUUCAAUGCAGGAUUCAUUACGUUAUCUGGUGCAAGAUUCUCUAGAUACUUACACACAAAUGAUUGUAGAUGCCUGUUCAUCAGUUUUAAAGUUGAAAGAAAGUAUGAGUUGGCCUGGUGACGUUAUGAAAAGUCCAUACUUACCAAAGAGAAAUUCAAUUUUCUUACUCGACUUAGUAUUUGACAGUAAUUCCGUUUCAUUUUCAACCGAUCCUAAGAAGUUUGAAAACAGCAUUGUGAAUCUUUUUAAUAAAGGAAUAAAAUGCAUUAAAAAAAUACCACAGCUGGAAAAGAUGGUAAUGGAAAACCUGUUUUGGAGUGGCAGUCCUCUCCUAGAGUCUGUUGGGGAAAAUGAACCUCUUGUUAAAAAGUUACGUGAUACAGUUCAAACAUGCCUGAAACAAGCUGCAAUACCAUUAAUGGCAUAUGCGAAAGAAUACGAAAAAUAUUUAGAGUUGGCUAAUAUGGAUAUCAAUGAAUAUUUAAGUGCAUAUGGCAAUGAGGAGCAUACUCCAGCUCAGGCGAAACAAGAAAUUGAGAUGCAUCUUUCAGAGAAAGAGAAAAUUGAAAAUAGUAUCCCAUCCUAUGUUAUCAUAGGUCCUUUUUGGGUGACAUGCGAACAAGUGCGACAAACACUGUCAAAAAAGAGAAAAACAUUAGCAAACUCUGUUCUUGAAUUAUUAGCGAAGAAACUGCGCUCUCAAGCAGACCAAGUUUGUGAGGUAUUUAAAGUUAUUUCUAGAAAACUUUAUGAUAAGCCAAAUGGCAUUGAAGAAUUGACAGAACAACGAGAAUAUAUAAAAACACUUCCAGCGCUGCUAACAGAAAAACAGGAAUUAAUCAAUAAAGCGAUGGUGGAUUAUGAGUUGAUUGAAGAAUUUUACUAUAGUAUAUCUGUGGAUGAUUUUAAUGCUAAAUGGAGCUGUAUAGCUUGGCCUGGAAAAAUUGAACAACAAAUGGAAACAACUUUAGUCAAUUUAGAAAGUGAUGAAGAGAGAUUUCACAAGAAUCUACUUGCUGAGCAAAAUUUGUUUCAAGACCGUCUUGAUGGACUUAACAUGGUUGUUGCCGGAUUUGCUGCACACACUGAUAUAAAUAAAGCACAUGAAACAGCUAACGAAGCCCGCCGUGUCAACAAGCAAUUAAAAGAAUGUCAAGCACAAUCUCACUUGUUUAAUAGUCGUGAAAGAUUAUUUAACAUGCCGGUUACAAAUUAUGACAAACUUGCAAAGCUCAUUAAAGAUUUUGAGCCAUUUAAAAAUCUCUGGCUGACGACAUCUGAUUGGUUGCGUAAUCAUGAAAGUUGGAUGAACGAUCCUCUAAAAACUAUAGACGCUGAACUGGUGGAAAAAACUGUUAACGAAUCUUUUAAGACUGUACAUAAGUGUUCACGCCAGUUCGCUGAUAUUCCCAGUUGUCAACAGUCUGCUCAAGAGGUGAAACGAUGGAUUGAGGAGUUUAAACCUUUUAUACCACUAAUACAAGCAUUGAGAAAUCCUGGUAUGAGAAAGCGUCACUGGGAACAGCUAUCUUCUGAGCUAGGACAAACAGUCAUUCCAAAAUCUACUUUGACAUUUUCCAAAUGUUUGGACAUGAAGUUAAAUGACCAUAUUGAUGUCAUUGCAAAAGUAGGAGAAAUUGCUGGCAAAGAAUAUGCAAUAGAAGAAGCACUAAACAAAAUGCAAAACGAGUGGGAGCCACUUCUUCUUGAAAUCCACGAGUACAAAGACACUGGUACCUAUAUUUUAAAGAUUCUGGAAGACAUUACUCAAUUGUUAGAUGAUCAUAUUGUUAUGACACAAUCAAUGUCUUUCUCGCCAUAUAAGAAGGCAUUUGAGGACAGGAUUAGUUCUUGGGAAAGUAAACUUGUUAUGACUCAAGACGUACUGGAUGAAUGGAUGGUGUGUCAACGAUCUUGGUUAUACCUUGAACCAAUCUUCAGUUCUGAGGACAUUAAUCGUCAGCUUCCAGUUGAAAGCAAGAGAUACCAAACUAUGGAAAGAAUAUGGAGAAAAAUAAUGAGCAAUGCCUUUUCCAAUCCACAAGUAUUGGCAACAUGUGCAGAUCAAAGACUGCUAGAGAACUUAAGAGAAUGCAACAAGUUGCUUGAACAAGUUCAAAAAGGAUUGAGCGACUACCUAGAAACAAAAAGAACAUCGUUUCCAAGAUUCUACUUUUUAUCUGAUGAUGAAUUACUAGAAAUUUUAUCACAAACAAAAGAUCCCACUGCAGUUCAACCUCACUUACGAAAAUGUUUUGAAAAUAUAUCCAAGCUUACUUUUGAAGAUGACCUUCAAAUAUCACACAUGCACUCAGGUGAAGGAGAAGCUGUUCAGUUCUCAGAGGAACUUUAUCCAACUGGUAAUGUUGAGGAUUGGCUGUUGGAAGUUGAACGAGUUAUGAAAAGUAGCUUAAGAAGCAUUUUAUAUGAUGCUUUGCUUGACUAUUCAGAAAGUGAACGUACUGAUUGGGUGUUACAAUGGCCAGGGCAAAUUGUUAUUGCUGGCUGUCAGACGUUUUGGACCACUGAAGUUAGUGAAGCUUUAGAUGAAGGAAAUUUACCUGAAGCAGCUAAUCAUUUUCGAAAACAACUUUCAGACCUUGUUGCUCUUGUUCGUGGAAAUCUCAGCAAAAUUGCUCGCCUUGUUUUGAGUGCAUUGAUUGUUAUUGAAGUGCAUGCAUGUGAAGUUGUGGAGAAAAUGUUAUCUGAAAACGUCACGAAUGUGAACGAUUUCGAAUGGAUUAGUCAACUUAGAUAUUACUGGGAAGAAGAUCUUCUUAUACGUGCUGUGAAUGCUCAGUUUAACUAUGGUUAUGAAUAUCUAGGAAAUAAUGGUCGUUUAGUUAUAACACCAUUGACAGAUCGAUGCUACCUCACGCUGACUGGUGCCUUGCAUUUAUAUUUUGGAGGUGCACCAGCUGGUCCUGCAGGUACUGGGAAGACAGAGACAACCAAGGAUCUUGCAAAAGCAAUGGCGAUUCAAUGUGUUGUGUUUAACUGUUCUGACCAAUUGGAUUUUAUGGCAAUGGGAAAAUUUCUAAAAGGUUUAGCUACGUCAGGUGCAUGGGCUUGUUUUGACGAAUUCAACAGAAUAGAUAUUGAAGUGUUGUCGGUAGUGGCACAACAAAUUGCAACUAUACAGCAAGCACAACAACAAAAGGCUGAGCGGUUUAUGUUUGAAGGAGUAGAGUUAGUACUUCGGCCUUCGUGUGCAGUGUUUAUUACAAUGAAUCCUGGUUAUGCAGGAAGAACUGAAUUGCCAGAUAAUUUGAAAGCCUUAUUUCGUCCCGUUGCGAUGAUGGUUCCUGAUUAUGCAUUGAUUGCAGAGAUUAGUUUAUUCUCAUUUGGUUUUAAUGAGGCAAAGGUUUUAGCUAAGAAGAUCACUACAACAUUUAAGUUGUCGUCAGAACAGUUAAGCGCUCAAGACCAUUAUGAUUUUGGAAUGAGAGCUGUCAAAACAGUUAUUUCAGCUGCUGGAAACUUGAAGAGAGAGAAUCCAACCAUGGAUGAGGAAUUAAUUUGUCUACGUGCUAUUCGAGAUGUGAAUGUUCCGAAAUUUUUACAAGAUGAUUUGAAACUCUUUAAUGGGAUAGUCUCAGAUUUAUUCCCAAAAAUAAAAGAGCAGCCAAUCGAUUAUGGAAGUCUGGAAGGCUCGAUUAAAACGAGUUGCUUGAAACUAAAUAUUGAAGAAGUCCCUGGUUUUAUUACAAAAUGUAUACAACUAUAUGAGACAACAGUGGUUAGACAUGGUCUAAUGUUGGUUGGACCAACAGGAUCAGGAAAGACAAAGUGUUAUGAAACUCUUCAGAAAGCACUCACAGCAUUAAAGGGACAACUUUCACCUGGUGGAAGUCAAUUUGAAGAAGUAAAAACCUUUGUACUGAAUCCAAAAUCAAUAACCAUGGGACAGCUUUAUGGAGAAUUUGACUUGAUGACUCAUGAGUGGACUGAUGGAAUUUUGUCUUCACUUGUUCGCAUUGGUUCUUCCAGUACUACACCUGAUAAGAAAUGGUAUAUAUUUGAUGGUCCUGUUGAUGCUGUGUGGAUAGAAAAUAUGAAUACAGUAUUAGAUGAUAACAAGAAGCUGUGCUUAACAAGUGGCGAAAUUAUCAAACUCUCAGAUGUCCAAACUAUGAUGUUUGAAGUUCAGGAUCUUGCCGUGGCAUCUCCUGCCACAGUUAGUCGUUGUGGCAUGGUAUAUCUUGAACCUAGCAUAUUGGGUUUGCAACCAUUUAUUAAUUGUUGGGUGAAUAACAUACCUAGAGUUUUAGUCGAUCAAAAGAAGAAACUGUUGGAUUUAUUUGAGAGGUUUUUGCAGCCUUCUCUAAGUUUCAUCCGUAAAAAUGUGAAAGAGUUGGUUCCAUCAAUGAAUAGUAGUUUAACAAGUGGUCUAAUGCGUCUGAUGGAUUGUUUCUUUGAACCAGUCAUUAAGAAGGAGGGUGCAACCAUUUCACCAGAGAAAAUCAACCUUGUGUCAAGUUUAAUAGAACCCUGGUUUAUCUUCUCUUUGAUAUGGUCUAUCGGAGCAACAUGUGAUGGAAAUGGAAGAAAGAAAUUUAAUGAAUAUUUGCGUGAAAAAAUGAAACAGGAAAACAUAGCAUUGCAGUUUCCUGACCCUGGCCUUGUUUAUGAUUAUCAAUUAGAAGAUGGUGGAAUAUCUGCAACAAAUGCUGAUGAUGAUGAAGAACAACAGGAGAUAUGUUGGGUCAGCUGGAUGCAUAAUAUCACUAUGCCUAAAAUUGAUCCAGAGACUAAUUUUUCAGACAUCAUAAUCCCUACAAUGGAUUUAGUGAGAGGGUCAUUUCUUGUGCAUUUGUUGACAACAAAUAAAAAGAAGCUUCUUUGUGUUGGUCCUACUGGUAGUGGUAAAACUUUAUGCAUUGCUAAUCGGUUGUUGACUGGCAUGCCACAGGAAUAUGUGUCAAACUUUAUAACAUUCUCUGCAAGAACAUCUGCAAAUCAAACUCAAGAUAUUAUUGAUGGCAAAUUAGAUAAAAGACGUAAAGGAGUUUACGGACCUCCUUUGGGCAAAAGUUUUGUUCUCUUUAUUGACGAUUUGAAUAUGCCUGCUUUGGAAACAUAUGGUGCCCAGCCUCCUAUAGAAUUGCUACGGCAGUUUUGUGAUCACAAGGGAUGGUAUGACAGAAAGCAAAUUGGAGCGUUCAGAGAGUUGGUUGACGUAAACCUACUUUGUGCAAUGGGCCCACCUGGUGGUGGUAGAAAUCCAAUAACACAACGCUUCACCCGACAUUUCAAUAUACUAUCUUUUUGCGAAAUGGAAGAUGCCAGUAAACAGAGAAUAUUUUCAACUAUUUUACAUAGCUGGUUAAGUGAUGUAAAUAACGAAGAACUGAGUGCUUUAAGUAAUCUUGUCGUUGAUCAUACUAUAGCAGUCUACAAUGUUAUCCAAACACAGCUUCUACCCACGCCUGCUAAGAGUCACUAUACCUUUAAUCUUCGUGAUUUAUCCAAAGUCUUUCAGGGGAUACUUAUGGCAAGUCCUGAUAAAAUGGAAACAAAAGCAGACAUGAUGCGUCUAUGGUACCACGAAAACUGUCGCAUAUUCCAAGAUCGUUUAGUCAAUGAUGAAGAUCGUGAAUGGUUUAAAACUCAACUACAAGAUCGCCUAGUGAAUCAUUUUGAAAUGAAAUUUGAAGAUGUCAUUACAAGGCAACCAUUGUUUUAUGGUGAUUUUAUGAUCCCAAGUGCAGAUGUUAAAGUAUACAAUGAAAUCACCGAUGAAAAUAAGAUGAAAGAAAUUCUUACAGAGUAUUUGGAAGAUUACAACCAAGUAAACAUUUCACAAAUGAAAUUAGUGUUGUUUUCUGAUGCGAUCCAGCACAUCUGUCGUAUUAGCAGAAUCAUUCGACAGCCUCUUGGAAAUGCACUUUUACUUGGUGUUGGAGGAAGCGGCAGACAGAGUUUGACAAGAUUAGCAAGUCACAUAGCGGAAUAUGAUUUAUUUCAAAUCGAGCUAUCAAAAAGCUACGGUAUUACAGAAUGGAAAGAAGACAUAAAGAAAUUGUUGAUGAAAGCUGGUGUUGAGAAUAAACCCAUGGUCUUCUUGUUUGUUGAUACCCAGAUUAAAAGUGAAAUCUUUUUAGAAGACAUCAACAAUAUUCUUAAUGCUGGUGAUGUUCCGAAUAUUUAUGCACCGGAUGAACUCGAUACCAUAUAUACAACUAUGAAGCCAAUCGUUCAAGAUGUGGGGUUACAACCAACAAAAGCCAAUUUGUUUAUGUUGUAUACCAAACGAGUUCGAUCAAACAUACAUAUGGUGAUAUGCAUGAGUCCAAUUGGUGAGGUAUUCCGAGCUCGUCUGCGACAAUUUCCAUCAUUGGUCACAUGUUGUACCAUUGAUUGGUUUUCGGAAUGGCCAGAACAAGCCCUAGUUUCUGUGGCAAACACUUUCAUAUCAGAGAUGCCUGAAGUCGACCCUGAUAAUACUAACGUGGAAGGACUGGUAAACAUGUUUGGUAAAAUUCAUCAAUCAGUGACAGUAAAGUCGCAUAAAUAUUUGGCUGAAUUAUCAAGGCACAACUAUGUUACCCCUACAAGUUAUUUGGAGUUGCUUGGUACGUUUAAAAAGGUUCUUAGUAUCAAAAAGAACGAAAUACUGACAGCGAAGAAUAGGACCAAGACUGGUCUAGAUAAGCUAUUAAGUACACAAACUGAAGUGGCAAAUCUUCAAGAAGACCUAGAAACAAUGCAACCUCUGUUGGCACAGGCAGCCAUAGAAACUGAAGAAACAAUGGUCAUGAUCAAAGAAGAUACAAUUGUUGCCAAUGAAACAAAAGAAGUUGUGCAAAAAGAAGAACAGGAGGCAGCCAGUAAAGCAGAAGAAACGCAAGCCAUUGCUGAUGAUGCACAGAGAGACCUAAACGAAGCUAUACCUGCUUUAGAAGCAGCUUUAGCAAGUUUAAAAUCGUUGAAUCGAAAUGAUGUCGUUGAAGUACGUGCUUUACAACGUCCACCACCAGGAGUAAAAAUGGUGAUAGAAGCUGUUUGUAUAAUGAAGGGCUUAAAACCAAAAAAGAUUGCUGGUGAAAAGAUGGGCACGAAAGUUGAUGAUUACUGGGAAGCUGGAAGAACUUUGCUUCAAGAUCCUGGCAAGUUUUUGGAGUUACUUUUUCAAUACGAUAAAGAUAACAUCCCAGAUUCAUGUAUUUCGAAAAUUCAACCUUACAUCGAUAAUGAAGACUUUCAACCUGCUGCAAUUGCAAAGGUUUCUAAAGCUUGUACAUCCAUCUGUCAAUGGGUACGAGCAAUGCACAAGUAUCAUUUUGUAGCAAAAGGUGUGGCACCGAAGCGUGAACGAUUAAAAUUAGCGCAAGAGGAACUAAUGGAGACGCAGCGACAACUUGAUAAAGCGAAAGCAAAACUCACUGAAGUGGAAGAAGGUAUUGCGUCACUGCAAGCUAAAUAUGAAGAAUGCAUUGCAAAGAAGGAAGAGUUAGAAUUUAAAACCAAUCAAUGCACGGAAAGACUUGGUCGAGCAGAAAAGUUGAUUGGAGGUCUUGGUGACGAGAAAGGCAGAUGGGAAGAAUCCAUCGUUACGUUUGAUCAACGUAUCGAAAGUAUUGUUGGUGAUGUAAUGAUAUCUUCUGGUGUGAUCGCCUAUCUUGGAGUGUUCACAGGGGAAUACAGAAGCGAAUUAACAGAAGAAUGGAUGGAAAAUUUACAAGCAGCCAAUAUUCCUCACUCUCAUAACUGUACAUUGGUUGGUACAUUAGGAGAUGCAGUGAAAAUAAGGAACUGGCAAAUCUAUGGUCUGCCACGUGAUGUCCUCUCUGUUGAUAACGGUGUGAUUGUUGAAUAUUCAAAACGUUGGCCAUUGUUUAUUGAUCCGCAGGGACAGGCGAAUAAGUGGAUCAAAAAUUUGGAAAAAGAGGCCGGUAUCGACGUUAUUAAACUCACAGAUCGUGACUUUCUUCGAAGUCUCGAAAAUGCAAUUCGUUUUGGAAAGCCAUGUUUGCUUGAAAAUGUUGGUGAAGAAUUGGACCCUGCAUUGGAACCGAUUCUACUGAAACUGACGUAUAAGCAGUCUGGAAGUACUGUUAUAAAGCUGGGCGAUGCUGUUAUUCCUUACCACGAGGAUUUCAAAUUUUACAUCACAACUAAACUUCCGAAUCCUCAUUACACGCCGGAAGUUUCCACUAAAGUCACCCUAGUCAAUUUUACCCUUUCCCCGAGUGGUCUCGAAGAUCAGAUGUUGGCGUUAGUGGUUGCAGAAGAGCGUCCUGAUCUUGAAGAAGCCAAAAAUCAACUUAUUGUGAGUAAUGCUAAGAUGAAGCAAGAAUUGAAAGAGAUUGAAGAUAAAAUUUUGCAGAGGUUGUCUGCAUCUGAAGGUAGUCCCGUUGAUGAUGUCGAUUUGAUUAAAACGUUGGAACAAUCGAAAAUCAAGUCACAAGAGAUAAAGGCUAAAGUGAUAGUUGCAGAACAAACAGAGAAAGAUAUUGACGUCACUAGAAGCCAGUACAUACCGGUCGCUGUGAGAACGCAAAUAUUGUUCUUCUGCACGUACGAUCUAGCCAUGAUUGAUCCCAUGUACCAGUAUUCGUUAGAUUGGUUUAUUGGUAUAUUCUUGAAUGGAAUACUGAAUGCUGACCAAGCAGACAACAUCAAGCAACGUAUUGAAAACAUCAACAAUUACUUCACGUACAGUUUGUACACCAAUGUUUGUCGAAGUUUGUUUGAAAAACACAAGCUUCUAUUCUCCUUUCUAUUGGCUGUUCGAAUACUCAUGAACGAGGAUCGAAUAAACAUGGACGAAUGGCGAUUUCUAUUGGCUGGUGGUGCCAUUAUACCACAAGAGAGAGCCAAUCCCGCUUCAGAUUGGCUGUCGGAACGCGCGUGGAAAGAGAUCUUGAUAUUAUGUAAUCUUCCGAACUUUUCCAGUUUUGCGGAUGAUUUUAAAUGUUUCGUGAACGAGUUUAAAGAGAUUUUUGACAGUCCGGAACCUCACAGACAACCCCUACCCGGAAGAUUAUCCGACAGCUACGAUGCAUUUCAGAAGUUGCUAAUUCUUCGUUGUAUUCGUGCAGAUAAAGUAACAAACGCUAUGCAAGACUUCGUGGCUGAAAAUUUAGGCCAACGCUUUAUAGAACCUCAAACCACGGAUUUAUCUCAAGUCUUCAAAGACUCAUCGCCGACCACUCCACUCAUAUUCGUCCUAUCUCCUGGUACGGAUCCAGCAUCCGCUUUGUAUAAAUUCGCAGAAGAAAUGAGGUUUCUAAAGAAAUUAAACGCCAUUUCAUUGGGACAGGGUCAAGGUCCUCGUGCAGAAGCGCUUAUGCAUAGUGCGAUGGAAAGGGGGAAGUGGGUGUUCUUUCAGAAUUGUCAUUUAGCACCCAGUUGGAUGCCCACUUUGGAAAGGUUAAUUGAGAACAUUGAUCCAGAUAAGGUACAUAGAGAUUUUAGACUGUGGGCCACAAGUAUGCCUAGUCCAAGAUUCCCUGUCUCGAUCUUGCAGAACAGCUCAAAAAUGACAGUGGAACCUCCCAAGGGAAUUAAAGCAAAUUUACUGAAAUCCUACGUGGGUUUGAACGAUGACUUUUUUCUAACAUGUAACAAGACGAGCGAGUUCAAAUCGCUACUUUUCUCAUUGUGUCUUUUUCAUGGGAGCGCUAUAGAGAGACGAAAGUACGGCCCGUUGGGUUUUAACAUUCCGUACGAAUUCACUGAAGGUGAUAUACAAAUUUGUAUCAGUCAGUUGGGCAUGUUCCUUGACGAGUAUCCGGACAUCCCUUACAAGGUUUUAAAAUACACGGCUGGUCACAUUAACUACGGUGGCCGUGUCACAGACGAUUGGGAUCGAAGAUGUAUUAUGACUGUUCUUGAAGAUUUCUACCAUCCCAAAGUCCUGGACCCAAAUCACGUGUUUUCGUCUUCCGGUAUUUACAGACAGCUAAAAGCGAACUCAGACCAUCUGACGUACAUGGAUUAUAUUCGUGGUCUACCCAUCAACGAUACUCCCGAAAUUUUCGGGUUGCACGACAACGCGAACAUAACGUUUGCUCAGAACGAAACGUUUUCUUUAUUGAAUGGUAUACUUCAACUACAGCCCAAAUCUUCUUCAAGUUCUGGUCGUUCAAGGGAAGAGAUCAUGGAAGAAACGGCUAAUGUUAUUUUAACACAAGUCCCAGAUGCUAUUUCUAUUGAAGAUGUGAUGACAAAAUAUCCAGUAAAAUAUGAAGAAUCCAUGAAUACUGUGUUAGCGCAAGAAGUGACACGUUACAACAAGCUCCUCACCACCGUAAAAAGCACUUUAAUGGAUUUAUUAAAAGCUUUAAAGGGAUUGGUUGUGAUGUCUGAGCAACUGGAAAUGAUGGCGAACAGCUUGUUCAAUAAUCAAGUACCCGGUAUUUGGGCUGGAAAGGCAUACCCUUCACUAAAACCUUUGGCUUCUUGGGUCACAGAUUUGAUCGCUCGCGUCAGGUUUAUUCAAGAUUGGAUAGAUAAUGGCAUACCACCGGUGUUUUGGAUAUCUGGCUUCUUUUUUCCGCAAGGUUUUCUCACUGGAACGUUACAGAAUUUCGCGAGAGCUGCGACUAUUUCUAUUGAUACUAUAACAUUCGAUUUCGAGGUAAUGAAGCAGUCUGCUGAUAAAAUAAAAGACAGACCAGAAACUGGUUGCUAUAUUACUGGUUUAUUCUUGGAGGGCGCAAGAUGGUGUUACACCACUCACGAGUUGGCCGAAAGUCGAGCGAAGGAGUUAUACACGGAUAUGCCGGUUAUAUGGCUAAAACCUUCUCCAAAUAGAGUAAAACCAAUUACUGGUAUUUACGAAUGUCCUGUGUAUAAAACGCUGACGCGAGCAGGCACACUUUCUACUACUGGCCAUUCAACGAACUUUGUACUUCCAGUCGAACUACCGACAGGAAAAUCGCAACCGUAUUGGAUCAAACAGGGUGUGGCUUUAAUGUGUGCACUAGAUUUUUAAACCUAGAAACUGUAAAUAUUCUUUCAAAUAUUUUCAAAUAUAAUUUAUUUUUGUAUAGCUAUAUUAUAAUCAGUAAAACUGUAAAUAUGUUUUUGUUGUGUUUUGAUUGAUUUGAAGUUUACAUAAACGCCAAUGAAAUUUGA